AUGGCGAAGCUCGCGGUGGUUGUGGCGGUGCUGGCGGCGCUGCUGGUGGGCGCCUUCGCGGAGGAGCAGGAAUUUCUUCCCGGGCAGCCCAAGGAGAGUGUUCGGGGCAGCGGAGGGCGCGUGGAAACGUGGAGCGAAGAUUUCAAGCAGCUGCAGGCAGCAGAUGUGGGAGCAGCGAUUAUCACUGUGGAGAGCCAGUCGCUUGCACUGCCCUCCUACUCCGAUUCCGCUCAGGUGGGCUACGUGUUGAGCGGUGAGGCCAUGGCGGGGCUCCUCAGCCCCAUGGGAGCUCCUACCACUGUCAGGUGGCUGAGGGAGGGCGACGCGUUUGUGAUCCCGAGGGGGUGGGCGCGCUGGGUGUGGAACAACGGUCAGCAGCCGCUUCGCGUCGUGUCACUCGCCGACACCUCCAAGGGCCCAGCUGCCGGCCGCUACACCGGGUUCCACCUCAUGGGCGCACAGAAGGAGCGGUUUGGAGGGGUGCUGCACGGUUUCAGCCGGGAUCUGCUGGCACAUGCAUGGGACGUGGAGGAGAAGGAUGUGCAGCAGCUGCUGGAGGGGCAGAAGGAAACCUCCUUCGUGAAGGUCACCCCUCAGCUGCAGGCAGAGCUAGAGCAGCUGGUUAACAAGCUUGAGCAGACCGAGUUGCUGGAUGAGGAGGAGGAGAUUGGGGAGGAGACUGAGGCAUACGGGGAGAACGACCAGCCGCACUAUGGCAAGGGAGCGGAGCACAGUGUGAGCAUCUUUACGGAUUUCACGUACAACCUCAAGACCCGCCAGCCGGACAUCUACGUGAAGCGCGGUGGCACCGUGACUAUGGCCAACGGGUACAAGCUGCCGGCGUUCCGCAAAGUGGGCUUUGCAGUGGCGCGCUUCAGCCUGGAGGGCAACGCCAUGACGGCUCCCAGGUGGCUGGCGAAUGCAGCGUCCAUGCAUCUCAUCACGCGCGGCAAGGGGCGCGUGGAGAUCACCUACCCCGACGGCAGGCAGGCGCUGCGACACGACGUGAAGGAGGGCGACUUCGUGGUCGUACCUGCUGGCUUCCCACACGCUGCUCUCGCCUAUGGUGAGGGUCUGGAGUGCGUCACAAUGAUUCCCAAGAGCCGCCCGCAGGCAGGGUUCCUGGCGGGGGCGAACUCGGUGUUGCGCAUGCUGCCUGCCUCCGUGCAGCGCGCCGCCUUCAACGCUGAUGAGAAGCUUCUGAAGAAGCUGCGCGCCACCCGACAGAGCGAGUUUGGCAUCCUGCCGCCCAGGAAGAGCAAGGGAGAGGGGGAGGAGGAGAUGCCGAUGCUCAUUGAGCAGGUGGUGGGCUUUUGA
Closterium sp. Naga37s-1 is the source of this 1317-nucleotide messenger RNA. Lineage: Eukaryota; Viridiplantae; Streptophyta; Zygnematophyceae; Desmidiales; Closteriaceae. The record is from the annotation of a GenBank genome assembly.